Molecule: messenger RNA, 6954 nt
Organism: Rodentolepis nana
Lineage: Eukaryota; Metazoa; Platyhelminthes; Cestoda; Cyclophyllidea; Hymenolepididae
Source: the annotation of a GenBank genome assembly
AUGGAGGAUACAGAUAUAUCUGGUCCCUGUUAUAAGCCAUGUUUGUUUCUUUUUGGAAACGUUGAUAAGUACGGAAAAUUAGAGGAUGAGUAUGCCAGGGAUGAUGAUCUCGCUUCCAUUAAUAAUAUUGAUUCUGCAAAUGUGGACGAGGUUGAAGCUACUGUUAUAUCUCUUGUGGCUGAUGAUUCAAGUAAUUCUUCGCCAGUUUUAAUUGAAACCAGUGAGAUUUGUUCUGAUUCAUUUCAAUCUAUCGAGCCAGUGGAUUAUUACAAUGAAUCGGAAUUGAUAUCUUUUCACGAAGUUGAAAAUUCUGUUGAGGUUCGAAACGAUGACGAUGACCACUAUGAUAGUGAUGAAGUACUACUCAAAUCUACUGGCACAUCAGCCCAAAGUGUGCAGUCCAAAGUCCUCAUUUCAAGCGGUACAAAACUGUCUAGUGCUCCUGUUUCUCCCGCUUAUGUUAAAGUCUUAUUCACUGCUCCUCCAAGAUCGCAGUCAGAACCAUCGUCCCCUAUUAGACCACGUCCUAACACCCCUUCUCCGAAACUCCAUCACGUUGCUGAAAAUCAGUCAGCAAGUGAUAAUUCUGCUUUGAUUAUGCCGCCUCCAUUACAUCCUGCUCCGCGCUAUUUGCUACAGCGAAAUCACUCAGUGAAUAGUGAGCUAAAUGGAGAUGUCGAUCUCAUGACUCAACGACGUUGUCUCAACACACCACUGGGAAAUCUUCUGCCUCCUGAGUAUGCCAAUGAGGAUAUAACCAAACUCUAUCCCCAUUACUCUACCAGUACAACCCCUAUGUGGGGUAGGAUUAUGAAUCUACCCUUUCCUCCCAAAAAAUUCGAUCAUCUUAAACGCGAGCCUGAGUUGUACUUGGAUAAUGGACCGUCGGAUUCUCCGGCUAUUAUGUAUGCUUCGACUGAAGAAACUACCUCAGAAGGGCCUCACUUGAUAUACAAUAAUCUCUUGGAUCUGGGUGAAAUCCCAACCAAGAAGGAGCAAUACGAAGAGGCUGAUAAGCAUGAUGAUAUGCGAAUUCUUCAAAUAUCCGCCGAUCCCGACGAGAACUGUCUAGCCGGUUCAAAUCGCUCCUGGUGGCAUGUGGCCUUUUCCAAGCGCCUUGGUGAAAUCGAGAAAGCCAACGAUGGGCCCACAAACGACCCUAGCGCCAAUGCUGAGUUGGGCGAGAAAAAGAUCCCAAAAAAAUCGAUUGGUGGGAUCGAAUCUACCAAUAGGGAUACGCCGACUGAAACAAGUGCUGUUUUAGACGAUACAAAAUCAAACGGGUUGGAGUGUAAAGGCAAACCUAAAGUUCUCUCCUUUAGAGAAGGUAUUGCGAAAUUCUGGUACGAUUUAUACAAUGUUCCCCGAGAUGCGGAUGUCGAGAAGUGGGAUGGCUGGCUGAAGAAUGAUCAUCCUCUGGAGAGCUCUGAAGACGAAAAGCAAUUGCCUAGUUUUGGAGAAUUAAAAGCAGCGCUACCUGAAUUUCCCUACAAAAUUGAAUUCCCCGACGUUUCUCUCAAGAGCAUUAAGGAAGUAGCAGAGAAAGCAUAUGAUGAUGAGAUUUUCCAUACAUAUGAGCUCACACGAUGGGAAAAGGAGAUUAUCUACGAUACCCAGAAGUACGCUAAAAAGCAACACGCCAGUCUAAUUCGCAAUGCUGCAGACGCAGGCUGGGUUCCGUCGAUUGAAUGUCGCACAAUGGCCUCCUUCAUGGACACCUAUCAGGGCAUCUGUCGAGGAGUCCUCAGUAGUAAGGUGAUUUCCGGCCAGCAGUCGGCUACAGCUUCAGCGGUUUCUACUGCGCAUCACACUACAGCCAGUGGUAUUACUGGUGGAGUACUUCAGAAUGCAGAAGGCGGGGUUAGCCAAGCACCGUCUACUCUCCGCCCUUCGACUACUAUGUCGACAUCCAACAGCCCGUCGACUUCGAAUAUCCUCUACUCUAUCUUCCCUGCGAAUGUUUACCCCUCACUUAGGGAUGGUUCCUGGGGAAAUGCUAUUAUAUACGAUCCACAGUUGGCCUGUGAAGCCAUCAUGAAGCCCCAUCUGUUGACACUUAAUAAGAAUGAUGAAGACUGUCUUCUCGAUGCAGUGCAGAAUGAUGAUGAAAUUGAAGCGGCUAUGGCACAGAGUACCGCGAAGAAGAACAAACCUCAGCAUGGGCAACAGGAUGGUAGUCAUGUGAAUAAAGCCAGCUUUCAUGUUACCUUCGGGUAUGCUUCUACAAGAGGGACCCUCACGGGAGCUCUUGCUAAAGCUGAGAAGGGAGCUGAAAAGGUCAAGAGGAUUCUUGGAAAGGCGAGUUAUCUACUGAAAAAAGCUACUAAAAUGCUACUAUCCAAAACUGGAAAACAGAUACAAACUGAAUACGUCUAUAUCCCAAUUAAGGUUGGUUUGUUGGCAGAAGGUGAAUGGAACGAAAACAAAUCUGACAGCGGUACUGAAGAUGCUAACGGUACUGGUGAGGGAGGAGAGGAUGCAGCAAACAAUGAUUUGGCAUCGGCAGCCGCUGCAGCAUCGGGCCUGCCUCCCAAGGAUCCCUUUAACAUCUCCAACGAUGAAUUCUACGCUGUUCGAUCUGGUGGUCUCUCGGGUAGCCUUGCACGCUGUGGGCCUCUUCAACACAGCAAUCCUGCUGUCGAACUUUGGCCUCCCUUCUUCCCUCCACAAAGCUCUGCUCAGAUGCUUCGGCAGUUCCAUCGUGUACCUAUGAAAGUAUAUACAAAAGGAGCUUCAUCACAAUACAACGUUCCAAUUGCCGUGAACAAUCUCACCAAACUUAUUCAACGCAAAGCCAAGGACAGGGAAGAUGAGAAAUUGGCAGCGGGUGGUGGUGAUAUCUUCUUCAUGCGCAAUCCACAAGACCUCUCUGGUUGCGAUGGUGACAUUGUUCUCUUUGAGUACUCUGAAGAGUUCCCUCCCUUCCUCAAUCAAGUUGGUAUGGCGACGCGGCUGGUCAAUUACUACCGACCUCUUGUACCCAAAGAUCCCUCACUUUCCCCUGACCCCGCUGGAAAUAGUACACCCCCUGACCUUCCCUACGGAUCACUGGUUAAUGUUGGCAGCACUGACUCUCCCUUCUUGGGUGUCAUACGUCCUGGCGGAUGUCUACAGAGUAUGGAGAACAACAUGUUCCGGGCACCAGUAUUCCAACACAAAACCCUCCCAACCGACUUCCUACUAAUUCGAAAUAAAAAUGGUCUUUACAUUCGAAAGCUACCCAUUGCAUUCACUGUCGGUCAAGUGUUGCCUCUUAUGGAAGUCCCUGGACCGAAUUCCAAACGAGCUAACAACUUUGUGAGAGACUUUCUUACAGUUUACAUUCUGAGGCUUUUCCUCAAGAGCAAGGAAACACCAAAGAGAAUAAAAAUGGAGGAGAUAAGGUCAGCAUUCCCCUAUCAUUCUGAAAGCACUGUCCGAAAGAGACUCAAAACUUGUGCUGAAUUCAAAAGAACUGGAAUAGAUGCAAGUUGGUGGGUUCUGCGCCCAGAAUACAGAAUGCCAUCGGAAGAGGAGUUGAGAUAUCUUGUUUCUCCUGAGGACUACUGUGCUUAUGCGAGUAUGCAAGCUGCUGAACUGCGACUCAAGGAUGCUGGUUAUGGUGAAAAGUCCCUCUUUGUACUAGAGGAGAAUCAGGAAGAAAAUGAAGAAGGUCAACCCAAGAUGGAAGAUGAGGUUCGAGCUGCACCUUGGAACACCACACGCGCCUUCCUUGCGGCACAACGUGGUGGAUGCUUCUUAGAACUUCAUGGUCCAGCCGAUCCAACCGGCUGUGGCGAAGCCUUCUCCUACUCUAAAACCUCAGCCAAACCCGGUGCCCUUUUCCGCUUGGCUGGCGGUGAAGCUCGUGGUCUUCUCAAGCACAAAAAUGUCACUGGUACCGAUGCGGAUCUUCGAAAAUUGCGUCUUCGGGAAGCCAGAGAGAUGCUGCGUGGUUUUGGUAUCAGUGAAAGCGAACUGGCCACUUUUAAACGAUGGGAGAUUAUCGACAUGGUUCGAUUCACCUCCACAGAACGUGCCAAACAGGGCGAGGAAGAAGACACUGCAAAAUUUGCUCGUGGAAACCGUCUUUCAAUGGCCGAACAAAUCCGCUGCUACCGAGAAGAGUGCCAGCGUAUAUUUGAUCUCCAAAAUCGGGUUCUUUCCAACCCGGAACUCAUUUCAACAGACGAGGAAGACGAAGAGAAGAGUUCCGAUGAUGAAGAUGAGGACGGAAAACAUUCGAAAACGACUAUUGGAGGGAUUCGAAUCUCCAAUCUUCCUUCGACUCAACAAUCGGCGAAAAAUGUACAAUCCCUACUCUCAAAUAAAAUCACGUCUGCACAGUUGCAUCAAAAGCAAGAGGAAGCAGAGAAGGAGGACUUAAAACGGAGCGUCGAGCUCGGAAAAAUAAUGAUGCGAAACAAGCGAAAACCAACCCCCCAGCCAGCAGCUUCAACUAGUAUGGCGGAUGGUCCUGUUGAAAUUCCUAAACCGGUGAAGUACAAAUACGGCUCCGAGUCCGCAGGCAUUGUCCUGGACCUCCCCAUUCCCAAUCCCUCUCUCCAGAAAACUGUUCGUAUAACGCGCGUUUUUCGCAAGGGGACUCCCGAAGAGUCUACUCAAACUGAGACCUUGCCAUGGUCAACUCAGCUGGAAAUUUACUUCAAAAUCAUCCAAUCUAGCAAUGCUGAUCAGAUCCAGGCUUUCAUAGGAUCUGAUGAGGAGUUCAAAGAGCAGAAGAGGAAGGAGAAGAGACGCUUACAAGAUCAGAUGCGUCGACAGAGGAGGCAACAGCAAUUCCUCGUUUCGAGGGGAAUUUCUGGCCAGGGACCCUUAAGGGACGCCUCUGGUCGUCUGAUUCCAAUUAAUAGACUUCCUGUUGUCACUGGUGGAGGUGUUGUUCAAAUACCAGUGUCCUCUUCGAGAAGGAAGAAUAAAGGAGGGAAUUACAAAAUGCGUUGUGGUGCUUGUGGUCAAACUGGUCACAUGAGAACCAACAAGGAGUGUCCCAUGUAUGGUCGAACUGAUGCUACUGCCCCGUCUAUUCAAGGAAGUGGUCGUAGUGGUUCUCGUCGAUCUGGAGUGGAUGUGCUGGCAGCACAGGAUCACAAGUCGAGGGCGGCAGCUCAACAAAUCGGUGGGUUACCGAAGUAUGCUCCAUCGAUCUCCAAUGAUUUUCGAGAGGCCUCAUCGAAUGCUCCUGCUCCGCGGAGUAUUGGACAUUCACGUCUCUCGGGUGAUUCGGAUGAUGGUUACGAUGACGAUCCAUUUAGCAGACGAGAUAUGGAUUAUCCAUUGGAGGAUUCAAGAGUGCAUGACGAUAUCCACAAUCAGCCUCAUGAUGGCUUCGAGGGUCCAGUUGGCAAGUUCAAGAUAAGUAGACGUGUGUUGGAACAGGUGGAACCGAGCACUCCAAGAAGUCAUCGUGGUGGUCGUGUCUCAACCACAGAAAAAGGCGGAGCUAGUGGAGGUGCAGCUCGUAGACGAAGUGCUAUCCCUAGUGCAGCUGAUGAUGACUAUCCAACAACGGCAAUUAAACACAGGGGAAAUAGACGACGUAUUGAUCCCAUCGUCUCUAUCAAUCAUAUUUUUGAGGAGAUCUACAAGGGUCUAAUUUCAAUUCAAGGCUCCAAGAUGUUUAUGCAUCCAGUUAGUAGAAAAGACUUCCCCAACUACUACAACGUAAUAGAGCAUCCCAUGGAUUUGUCCCAAAUUCGCAUGAAAAUCAACAACAAUGUCUACCAAACACGACAGGAGUUCAUGAAAGACGUGAAUUUGAUUCGAGAGAACUCUGAGAAGUUUAACGGACAGCACUCAUCCUUCACAGAAAUUGCCUCCAAGAUGCUCUCCUUUUUGCUCGAGUCCUUCGCCCAAAAAGAGAAUAAGUUGAUGCGGCUGGAGAAAUUGGCCAAUCCACUAAUGGAUUCAGACAGUCGGGUGCGACUUGGAUUCCUGCUUCAACAGGUUGUUGAUAUUAUGCAGAACUUCCCCAAUAGCCGAGCUUUCCAUCUUCCUGUGGACAAACGGCGUUAUACCGACUACUACGUAAAGAUAGCCAAUCCCAUGGACUUGGAUACCUUGAGACAGCGAUGCAAGUCGAAUCGGUACAAAAAUCGCGAUGAAUUCAUGAAGGAUGCUGAACUCAUUCUUUCCAAUUGCAUCCAAUACAACGGACCGGCGAGUAAUCUCACCAGCAUUGCUACCAACAUGCUGGCUGCUGCUAGGAACAAGCUGGAGGAACAGUGCGAACUCCUUGAUGUGGUUGAAAAGGAUAUUUUAGACCAUUUGGAAGAUUUAGAGGGCGAAAAAGCAGGAGGCGGUGGCGAUGCAGGUGACCCUGGACCUUCUACAUCUCGAGGGGCUUGGAAGAGGUCAAAACUUGAGCAUUCGGAUUUCUCUCUUCCCGGUGAUGAGUUGACUGCUCCAGAAAAACGGCCCAAAAUGGCUCAGGAUGAUCUUGAUGAAAAAUCGUACACAGCCAGUCCCCUAACAAAUUAUACCCAUGAUGAGUACUUCGAGGAGCAUCGUUCAGAAGCCAGUCAUCGACAACCACUCUCUCCUCAUGGACCCAGUACUUUCGCCGAUGAGGACAGUAGAUUAUCAUCUGCCGACCACACUAGUUUGGGUCUUGCACCAGAAGAUUGCCAAGUAGCAGAUGCCCUGAGACUGAGUUCCGAUUCCGACGACGAUGACGGUGAUGAGUAUGAUCAAGAGGGUGGUGAGUUAAUGUCAAUGGACGACACAUUCAUUGCUGCUGCAGAGAUUUCAAAUCAACACCAUCAAUAUAUGUCUGAUUUGGAUGACGACUGUGCAAAUGAUGGUUACCAGUCUCAUUCGAUGAAUGGAUCCCAUUCUCAAAUGUCUAUCGAUCAUACUGCAAGUGGUGGUGAGGAGGAAGACGUUUCUAAUCAGAGUCAUCAGCGAGUGGAAUUCUUUAUUGGCAGUGAUGAGGAGUACUCGAGUUCGAGGUAG